Molecule: messenger RNA, 1345 nt
Organism: Pseudogymnoascus verrucosus
Lineage: Eukaryota; Fungi; Ascomycota; Leotiomycetes; Thelebolales; Thelebolaceae
Exons: 4
Coding region: 388-1011 (207 amino acids)
Source: RefSeq, a predicted model, not a curated record
GAUUUGGAAUUAGUAAAACUUUUCGCGUUCUUAACUUGCCUUUACUUUGGUUCGUGGCGUAGACUUUAAGCGCUAGUGGAAACUGUGAUAUCAACAAGAGAUAUUACGCAUUUCCAAAAGCCAUUUCAUAAUUUGGGUUUCUAUAUUAGCGUAAUACAGGUUUCACAUCCGCAACCCUUGUUAUUGUCAUCAACGCCUGCGACUGAAAUGAUAUAAAGUAUCUCAAUUUCCGAUUCUACACUCGAUACAGCAAGUCCACAAUAACUGCACCGGAUUCAAUAGACACAUACUUGCUAUAACCCAUAGCAUAUUUUCCAAGAACUUUCAGUACUGUUAAAGUCUCGCCGAUACGUCUUAUACAACAGCUCUCAAAUCGCAUCCUUCAAUAUGCUCACCCUUUACUUUCUCCAGUCUUCGAGGGCAAUCCGAUCCGCAUGGCUCCUCGAAGAGCUCAAUGUUCCGUAUGAGCUAAAGUUCGCCAACCGCCAGGCAGAUGGCACUGUUCCUAAAGAGCUUGGAGUGCCUACAGCAGUUGGAAAGUCCCCGGCAAUUCAAGAUGGUGACAUCAUCCUCGGCGAGUCUGGCGCAAUUUCUGAUUAUAUUUGUGAACAAUACGAUGCGCAACAUCAACUCCUACCUACCGACCCAAUUAAGCGCGCCAAGGUCCGUGAAUUCAUAUGGGCCUCUGAAGCCAGCCUCAUGCUUCAUAUUGAGGUAUUCUUUGGUGCCAAAGGCUCUGUCUCGCCAGAGGUUGAGGCAAAGCUACUGAAACCUAUCCAAAAUGACAUGGACUGGCUUGAAAACGCGCUAUCAAGGACCUCGACUAGGUACAUUGCUGGGAAUGAGGUUACGGCAGCGGAUAUAAUGAUGGCCUUCCCCGCACAAGUUAUACUUUUUUAUAAACUUGGCACAGAGGGCAAGUCUUGGCCAAAGAUUGAGCAGUGGCUCCAGAAUUUGGAGGCUGGAGAAGGUUAUCAGCGAACUCUGAAACGCACAGGCCAUCAUCUUUAGUCGCUAUCCAAUAAUUAGAUGAUAGGAGAAUAUUUCCUCAGUACCUUAUACAUUGUAAUUACCGUAACCAUGACCAGGGAUCCUUGAUCGCUUGAUUUGGAGGUACCAACCCAUGUGACGACGUCGCCUGAGACAGCAUUCCCUGGCCACCAUAAGGCUAAAAAUAUUUUUUCAGCAUAGUGGUGAGGCUCGGAAGCCCAGAUGAAAGUGUUAUAUAAGUUUGAAAGGCGCAAAGAGGUCAUGGUGGUGCUGUAAGUCAAGGGGGUUCUGUUAUACUUCGAAUUGACACCCUCUGCAAUUAGGCGUGACAGCGACAACGUGAUCGUAAAUUUUA